Molecule: messenger RNA, 2148 nt
Organism: Fimicolochytrium jonesii
Lineage: Eukaryota; Fungi; Chytridiomycota; Chytridiomycetes; Spizellomycetales; Powellomycetaceae
Exons: 4
Coding region: 221-2020 (599 amino acids)
Biological process (GO): negative regulation of transcription by RNA polymerase II; negative regulation of phosphatase activity
Molecular function (GO): chromatin binding; transcription corepressor activity; phosphatase inhibitor activity
Source: RefSeq, a predicted model, not a curated record
CAUCAUAUCGUUGUUCCUUCCCCGUUGUUUCUUCCCCAGUUCAGCGCAUGAAAAGUUCAAAACGAGGCACUCAAGGGAAGGAAGGCAGAAAUGACGGGAAAUGACAGUGGUGCUCCUUUGACGCGAGAUUUCGCUUUUCCCGGUUUUUUGUUCGUAGACGAGUUACGUAGAACAUUACGAUCUCUGAACGACCCCCCACCGAACGGACACAAAGGCAGCCAUGUCCGAACCAGAGGUUGACGCCGCCCUACUCCAGCGCUACAAGGAGCGCCUGCAAGAAGUCAUUGGCACCACCGAAAAGUCCCUGCAACACUGGAAAAAGUACGACGAAGACUACGCAACCCUGACACAAUUCCUAGAGGGUGCAGUGAAAACAACAAAGAAGGACGUGAUGGUCCCUUUCGGACCGUUUGCUUUCAUGCCCGGCCAGUUGGUGCAUACGAAUGAGGUCACGGUUCUGCUAGGAGAUAACUGGUUCGUGGAGCGCUCGGUUGCAGAGGCGGUGGAGAUCAUUGGACGACGGAGGGAAUACACGUCGGAACAUAUUGAGGCAUUGCAGAAGAAGAUGGACGACUUGAAGGCGCGGGCGAAUGUUGUUGCGGGCGACGAUGAUGCUGGCAUCCAGCUGGAAAAGUCCAGGGUCGAUGAGGAUGGGGAUGAAGUGAAUGAAGAGGGUCUGAAGUAUGUUGAAAUCAGGGAGGAGUACGAUGAAAACAACACGGAAGUGACGAAGAGGGAUGGUGUAAGGCCGUCGGCAGGUCGGAAGCCCGUUCAAGAGAUCAAGAAGGAUGUCAAGAAGGACGCGCAACCCGAUAUAUCCUCAAUGGGAGCAUUUGAAAGGAGACUGUUUGCGAAGAUAGCACAGUACGAAAAGGAGGAGGAAGAAGGGGACGGUAGUGACUGGGAGGAUGGCGAAGAGGACGAAGAAGAUGUUGAGCAAGAUUCGGAGAGUGAGAUGCGGUUCGAGGAGAUGGACGACGAUGAUGACGACUACAACGACUUGGUGCAAGGAGAACGCACGCUGAAGCCGUCACUGAAGAAGCAAGACUCUCAUUCGAGUGUCCAUGAUGACUUCAAGCCUGUACGGAAAGCGGUCAGCUUUGCCAAUCUUGACGGUGCGGAAGCAGAGCAGAAUAUUGUCCCCGCAGCAGCUACGACGAUCACAAGUCCAGCGGAUAUUUACAAGCAGAUGUCGGUGCGAUCAGUUCAAUCAAGCGGGAAAGCCCGACCAGAUUCCAGCAUCGCAGAUCCACAUCGGCCCAAAUCGUCGUCAACACUCAGCGACACUGUCGUUGAACACGAAGAUCCGGACGUCAUGUCUGAAAGCGAAACGGAUGACUUCCUAUUUGGACGAGAACUGCAGGAUGAAUACUUCCGGAAACGGAAUCGGAUUUUGCAGGCUCAGACAACGGAGCCGAUUACUGCUGAGGAGGAGUGGAUUGCAGAAGAGGAGAAAGCGGGGGCUAAAGAGGCCAAAGUGUCGCGGUUCAAAGCCGCAAGACUUGCUGUGCACCAGGCGACGGAAUUCCCAGAUACCAUAGGGCUUCGCACGACGGCACUGUCGAAAGAGACACCAACGAUACCGUCUAUAGCAUCCGCCUCAGCCAGCGACGAUUUCACAGUACGGACGCCAAAAAAAAUCGUGCCCACUGAGAAAGCAGCCAACACGCAGCGUGUGUCCCGGUUCAAAGCCGAGCGGUUGGCUGCGGAAGAAGCUGAACGGUCAGAGCCGACGAACCUCGUCGGUGGAUCUCGCGAUCGUGCAAAGGAAGAUGAUGCGGAGGAGGAGGAGCCACUGGUCGACGCCUCCUUACCGCCACGGCGAAGCAAAGCUCCACCUACUGUCGGCACGGCAAGUCCCAAAGCUCACACGCCUACCCCAAUCGCCGUUCCCACAUCGCGAUCUUACAACACAUCUCAGCCUCCAAUUACCGAGCAACCGCCAGUAGAUCCACCUCAACAAGCUCCAAAGAUGUCCCGGUUCAAGGCUGCCCGACUCGGCCUGCAGCAGGACAAGUGAUCUCUUCAUUGAGGUUCUACAUUCUUUCAAAUGUACAUAAGGUCGUGCCACCACACAUUAGAACGCACCACAUCGUAGAAACACAACGGCAUUAUCAUUAUAUCAUUAGUCAAAUAGCUUUCCACCCC